AUGAAGGAAGAGAAAAUAAUAAAAAAGCGCUUUAUAUUUUAUUUAGCUUUAGUUAUUCAAAUAAAUGAAAGGCGAUCUCAAAACAUAAGCUACUGCUUAAAACAGUCUUCAGAUGGAUAAAAUUGUCUAUAAUGUAUUGAUGGAUAUAAUUUAAUACAAUAAUCUUAGGAUAUUUCUUCUUUAGCAAAUUCAUAAAAUUCUUUUUAAUCUAUUUCAACCAGCAAUAAUAAUAAUACCAUUUGCCAAGCUUAAUGUUCUCCUUAUUUUUACCGUGCUACUUCUCCAUCGUCUGAUGGCAGCUAUGCGUGUAGCUCAACUUGUUCUCAAACUUAAUUAGGAGACAAUCUUACACGCAGUUGCUAAGAAGUUUUCUAGUGUCCAGAUUCAUUUUAAUUUGGCUAGUCUUUCCAUCAAGGGAUAGCAGACAACUUGAUAUUUUAUAGAAAUAACCUUUAAUAAGGGAUGGGAGAAAUACUAACAAGUAGUCCAAGUGAUCAAAGAGUUCUUGUUUGGGACAGUUAAACAGGAUAACUAACAGCUGAAUUUUAAGGGCACACUUCAGGAGUUUUGAGGAUUUUGUUUAUAGAUAAUAAAACUAAUCAAAAUUCUGAUGUGAUUAGAUUGUUGAGCUUUUCUUCUGGAGGAGAAGUAAUAAUAUGGAACUUUUUAAAGGCUACAAUUAUAUCAAAAAUUUAAGUUAUAAAUGGAUAGCUUUCAUCGUCUAGUGAAGUUGAAUUAAGUAGCAACUCAAUUAUUUCAUUUGGGUUGUAAGGAGAGUUUUAUCUAGUAAAUUUUAUUACCUCUUAAAGUAGCAAAUUUGUUGGACAUACUUAAGUAGUUACUAAAGUUGUUUUUAUUAAAUCUUCUAGUGGUUUAAUUAGCUCAGAUUACUUAAUUUCUACUUCUAUGGAUAAGAAUCUUCUUUUAUGGCAAAUCAAUUCUCCUAAUUCUCCAUUGCAAUUAAUUACUUAAUUUUAAAUAACAUCUUUUUUCAUUCUACCAUUAAGUUUAACCUCUUAGACUACUUCAUUAUAUUUGUUUGCAUAUGGGUUAGAUGUAUUAAACAAUAAGAUAGCAACUAAAGUUUGUAACCUUGGCGAUAUAAAUGAUAGCAACUUUAAAACUAAUUUUAUAAAUAACAUGCAAACAUUUAAUGACCACAUUAACAGCAUAAUAAAUAUAAUUGUUGACUAAAACAAUAUAAAGAUGAUCACUUAUUCAUAUAACGAAUUAAUUUUUUAUGAUUCCAAGUUAAUAGGAGCUAAUCUUACUUUCUUAUUAAAUUCGUAAUCAAAUUUAGCAACUCUCUUCCCUUCUGCUGAUAUUUAAAUUGCAAAUUGCUAGCUAUUUGGAAACAGGUUGAUUAUUUCUUCUUUAUUUGGAGAAAUUCUUCUUUUUUAAUAUUCGCCUAGCUAAUAACCAAUUGUUUCUACUCUUCCUUAAAAUUACAUAACCAUACAAAGAGAGAAAAAAUUAAAUUCAGUAAUAAAAUUUUAAUAUUCUGAUGUAGACAAUAUACUUUUUGCUUACGCAAAUUAAGUGGUAGCGAUAAACUAUUCAACUAGAACUAUAUAAUUUAUUAUAAACAACUUCCCCAAUCCAACCAUAGCUUAUACUAGUGCUGCCCUCAAAGUGUAUUAAAAGCCUAGUAAUUCUCUAGUAGCAACCGUUUCUACUGAUGGAAGAGGAUUUGUGUAUGACAAAAUAACUUUUUAGCUAAUUUCUGUGUUAUAAUACUCUAAAAAUUUAAAUUUAAGCAGAUUUGCUAAAGUAAUUCAACCAGUAACAGUUGUCAUUGUUUUAAAUUAAAAUGUAUGUAUUUCUUAUCAAGAUACAGCGUUUGUUUGUUAUGAUCCUGUCACAGCAUAAGUUAAUUACUAACAUCAAAACAAUGUAGAAGCCUACCUUAAUUUAUUCGAAGAUUAUACAAGAAAUUUUGUCUUUGCAUUUGGUUUGAGCUAAGCUGUGGUAUAUGACUUAAAUCUUAAGAAGGUAAGGUCGUAAAUCUUCAUAUAGAACUAAUUCUAUGUCUACAAUAUUUAGUGCUAAUUUGAUCUUCUUUAUGUUUCCUCUCCAUCAGGAAUUUUGGUAAAGCUAAACUACCCUGACUUAUCUGUUUAGUAUUAAAAAGAUUACACUUAUUUGAAUUAAAAUAGUUAAAAAAUAAAUGGAUGGAAAUUAGAUGACAAAAAUAAUUUAUGCAUAGUCUAUUUUGAUGGUGGAUUAGUAAUUUUAAUUAACACAGACUUAUCUUUGAUUAAAAGCUUGUCAUAUAAAUCAGCUCCUACAAUUUGUGGAAUUAACUAUCCUGAAGUUGCAACAUGCGCGACAAUAGGAGGUGGAGUUGUAGCUUGGGGAUUAUAUGUAGAUUACUUUUUCGAGCAGUAAUUAUUGAAUUUUCCUAUUUAAUAAGGAUAGUUUUCGUUUAUUUAUGGACAAGCUUUCCUCUAAAUUGAUUAUGCAGCUUAUGGUUCAGGCAUUAUGGUUGGAGACUUGUAAUAUCUGCUGGCUUCUUAAAAUUUCAAUACUAUACAAAAAAUAUAAAAUUUCAAUGAAGAUGAUGAUAGAAUGCAAAUAUUCACCGUGACAGAUUAAGGAAGUGUGAAUGCUUAUCACUUUACUCCCCAGCCAUCAAUUAUUGUUUAAUGGCAAUAAGUAGCAUAAAAUUAAGUAAUAAGUAAGGUUCAAAUCUUCUAAGAAGCUUAUAAAUAUAUAAUUCUGAGUUAAGCUGUAACUGUUUUUGACUACCUAAACCAAUAAAUUUACAAAGUUAAAUAACUUCAUAAGUAAAUGGUUAAUGGAGUAAUAAUUGACAAACCCAGAUUUACCUUAAUAACCUUUAAUUAAGAUACUUCCAAAAAUUUAUUUGCCUGGUCUUAUGAAUAAGAUAAAUCAUAUGAACUAGUAGGACAUACAGCUGGAAUUAAUGGAGCUUAUCUUUAAGAUACGCUUGGGACUUUAAUUACAUAUUCGAAUGAUGGAUUUAUUAUUGUUUGGAAUUAUCUUUAAAAUUCUAUUGUUAGUAAGCUUAAUAAUCACAAUUCUUAGGCUGUCCUUGAUUUAUUUAUAAAACCAUUUGAUAAUAGCUAGCCUAAUGGAAGAAUUCUUUUUAUAUCUAGAGGAGCAAAUUAUUAAAUUUGCAUUUAUGAUUUUUAAUAAAGGCAACCUAUUUCUUUCAUUUAGCUAAAUGCCGGUACUAAUACCUUAGUUACAGAUGAUCUUUAUUAAAGAGUUUUUGUUCUAUUUACCAAUACAAUAUAUGUAUACAGUUAUUUAACAGGACUUAAAAUCACUUAGCUUCCUGGAUUUGAUGGUGAUAUAGGUUAAAAUUUUAUUAUAUAAGGGAACUACAUCAUUGCUGGUGCAUAGCUUGUUAUCUAAUCUUUUAAUAGACAAACAUUAAAUUUAUUAUUUUCUGAUAAAUCUACUUAAAAUAUUUAUUAGAUGUCACUUCUAGGUAAUUUAGUUGGAAUCAUUAGCAAUGGAAUUAAUGAUAUAGUUAAAGUUUGGAAUUACUAAACUGGAACCAUGCUUUAAGACAUGACUAACUAAUAUUAUCCUCUUUCGAUCAAUGGCAUUAUGGCUGAAUAAGAAGCUAAUAUUUUUUUUGUAAUGAAUGUUAAAAAUUAAAUUUUUACGUUUAACCCCUUUUCCUCAAGCUUCUCAAAAGUGUAAGAUUUUAUGAUUCUUCCAAUUUUUACUAGUGAUAAAAUAAUUGAAAUUUUGAUUGAUAAACAGAGCAAUACAAUGAUUGCAUACAAUAAUAAUGCAAUUAUGUAAUGGAAAUUUUACUCCUACCUAGGUUAAAGCGGUUAGCAAUAAUCUCUUCCAUCAAAUUCUUUGAUAAAUUUAGCUUAUAAUCCAAUAAAUGAUUUAAUUUUCUAUUCAGAUUUUGAAAGAAAUGUUUGGUUAAUUUAGGAAAACUCCCUUUAGUAUUUAAUGCAACUUAGUACAUAACCUCUCCAGUCUAUAAUUGUUGGAAAUGUGCUGAUAAUAAGAGAACAAACUACGAUAAAGAGCUAUAAUACAAAUUAUUAACUUGUUUCAACAUUAUCAAUUAAUUCUUAUCUUCUCAUUUCAGAUAAAUCGGAAAGCAGUUACUUCUUUAUUGUCAAUAUGACUUAGGAUAUUGUCAAAGUUUCUGUUGAUUAGACAUCUUCAGUUAUAACUAUAAAAAAAACCUAUUAAUAAAAAGAUGGAGUAACUGGAGAUUCAACGUCAAGAAUAGUUUAUUCAAUAAUAAAUGCUAAUUUGACACAUUUAAUAGUUUGUUCUCAAAAUGGAAGUAUUUUAGUUGUAAAUUAUGCUAAUGAUUAGAAGUUAGCUACUCUAACUAACCAUUCUAACAGAGUUACUAAAAUAAAUAUUGACAUCUCUAAAGGUUUAAUGGUUAGUAGUUCUAUAGAUGGAUCUAUUGGACUGUAUGCUUACUCUUAAACUUUAGUGAGUUUACUUGCCAGUGUUCCUAUUGGCGGAUAAAUAGAUCAAAUAUUGCUUGAUGCUCAAUAUGAUAGACUGCUUAUAUGGAUUAAUCUUUAAACAAAAAUACUAAUUUUUAAUACAGCUACUAUGAGUAUAUCAGGUACAAUACUUGCUCCAAGUGAUACUUACAUUUAGAUGAAACUGUCAUAAAGCUUCAAUAAAUAUGCUGUUUUUAAUUUUUUUUAGGUAAAUAUUUAUGAUAGAUAAACAUUUCAAUUCAUAUCUAGUAUCCGUAAUCCUUCAGAUUUGAAUGAUAUUGUAGAUGUCAGCUUUUUAGGUAGCAAUCUCAUACUUGUAAACUCAAAGUCUAGCUUGAGAAUCUAUCAAAUUCAAACUGGUUCAAUUACAGCCAUUCUUACUAAUUAAUAUAAUAUGUAAGGAAGUUAAAUAGUUUCCUAAUCAUUUGACCCUGCAACAAAUAUUGUUAACCUAAAAGGCAUCAACUAUAAGACAUCAUUUAAUUAUACUUUUAUGAUGUACUCCUAAAAUUAGUCAAACGCAGCAUUCGAUUAGAGCUUUUGUUAUUCUAAUAUUUAAAAUUCUAAAAGUUACUUUACUAUGAAAAGAAGUAUAGACUUGCAUAAAGCAUCCUUUACAUAAUUUGGUUUAGGAAAUAUAAUAAAAACAGUGAAAUACAACAUAAUCUACUCUUCAAGCAAAGCUACUACUGACUUAAUAAGUGUUUUCUAUCCUGAUUCUAACUCAGCUUCAUCUACUUAUUAGGAUUUAUUUUUCUAUGAAACUAAAUUUAACUAAUAAGGAAUAUAACCUCGAAUUUUAGUAGGCUUGUCAAAUGCUUUAACUGAAUACACACUUAGCUAACUGUAAUUAAAAAAAUAUGCUUUGUAUAUUUAGAAUCAGGACUUAAAUUCAAAUCCAUAGCCAGUUAAAUUCCAUCCAAAUACAUAAACCUUCAUCUUUAAUGAUGGAGAAAUACUAAAUCAAACUUCAAACUCAUUAAUUACCCAGGGUUUCCUCUUCACAAAUGUGUCUAAAGUUAUCAUCGAAGGUUUCAGUAUGGCAAAUAUUUAUUUUGAUGGUACCUAUACAAGCUUAAAUACUAGAAUAUUGUCAAACUCAUAAUAAUAAGGAUCUAGCUCUCUUUUUUACGUUAGCAGCGCUUCUUAUGUAUACAUUAAAUAAAUUGUUAUUAGUAAUUGCACCUUCAAAAACCAGAAUUUAUUUAAAUUUGAAAACAUUCAAACUAUAAUUAUUGACAAUAUUUAAUUUAAAAAUAUUACAUUUGAAUCUACAUUAAACAAUACAAACGCUUUGUUUUAAAUGAUCAGCUCUUAGAACAUAUAAAUAUCUAAUAUUUAAAUUAUUAAUUGUUCUACUCUAAAUAAAUUUAAUGUCUUUUCUAUGCUAGGAAAUAUAUAUACAAAAAUAAGCUAAAUAACUAUAAGCUAAUCUAUAAAUAGCAGAAUUUUAUACUACAUUUAAACUUACACAUAAGCUUAAUAUUAAUAUAAAGUUAUUACAGAUACCUUGAUAAUGGACACAUUUAACAUAAAUAAUGUUAAUACAACUGAACUCUCUUUAAUAGAUUUACAAACUAACAAUGUAUAGAUUGCAAGUAUAAAAGCAAAUAAUGUAACAUGCUAAAGUUGUCUAGGUUCUGUUAUUUCUGCAGACGCAAAUUAGUUUAUUUUAACAGAUUCAACUUUUAAAAACAACGCAGCAUAUUAGGGAGGUUCUAUAUACCUGAGUAACUGCUAAGUUCAGUGCCUGCUUAAUUAGACAAAGAUUAUCAACAACUAAGCAAUAAAUGGUGGUGGAAUUUUGCUAUAAAAUAGUGAAUUACAGUUAAAAGAUACCUAAAUAAUCAAUAAUACUGCUUAAAUUGGAGGAGGAAUAAGAUAUACUGGAAUUAUCCCAAAAUAAUUUAUAAAUAAGUAAUGGUAAAAUAAUAAUAACAUCAUUUAAGGCAAUACAGCUUAAAUUUUUGGAGAUAAUUUAGCCUCACAUCCUAGAAGCAUGAAGCUCACUUUCUAAAAUAAUAAAACUCAAGUUUAUUAGAUUGCAAACUAAACUUCUGACAGUUUUUCUUAGUCUUACUUGAUAUAAAAUGUUAUGAGCGGUGAUAACUUUUUGUUUAAAAUCUAGCUGAUUGAUGAAGAAAAUAAUCCUGUUAAAAUUAAAACUGAUCAUAUUUAGUUAUUACCAUAAAUAGUGUAUGAUGAAUUGAAUUCGUACUAAUUUUAAUGCAUAUCAGAUAAUGAUUUGAUUCAAUUAAAUUCAGAAACAUUAAUAGGUUUAAAUAAAUACGAAAUAUCUACUCAUUCUUUUGUAUUUGACAAGCUUGCAAUCAAUUCGAAACCUCCAGGAACCAAUUAUUUCUAUGUGAAAACAAAUGCUAUUCAAUUACAGAGUCCUUAAAACUCUUCUCUAUUCUUUACGCCAUAGUUUAAUGAAUAUAUUCAAAUUCAAUUUAGAUCUUGCUAAGUAGGCGAAUUAUUCAUGCCAAAGUAAGCUGGUUAGUUGGAGUAUUGUAAGUAAUGCCCUGAUGGCAUGUAUUCUUUAGCUGAUCCUUAUAGCAACAGUAGUGCUAGUUUAAGUUGUAAAAUUUGCCCUACAACUGCUGUAAAUUGCUAUAGAGAUGUAAUUGAGUUAAAAAAUGGGUAUUGGAGAGAAACUAAUAAUACAGACACAAUAGUAGAGUGUGUAAAUGCACCUGAUAACUGCUAAGGAGAGUCUAGUGAAAGCAAAUUUUACUGUAAGUAAGGAUAUAUAGGUCCAUUAUGUGAAACUUGCGAUAUUGAAUCUAAAAUAUGGCCAGAUCGUUAUUCUUAUGCUGGAAAUUUUUCAUGCAAAAAAUGUGAUUCUUUAAAUUCUUACUAUUUAAUGCAAGGAUUAGCAUUUUUGUUGAUUAUAUUAUACGUAAUAUAUGGAGUGGUUUAAUCUAACUUUGUAUCUAAGAAAAAAAUUAUAGGAUAUUAUAUGAGAAUGGCUGGAUUUGCUAGUAUAGGAACAAGCGACUGUGAAGACUACACAAGCAUUUUCCUUAAAUUUUUAAUGCACUAUUUAUAUAUAAGCAAGAUUGUAAAUAAGUUGAACUUUUAGUUACCUUUUGUAUUUGAUUUUAUUUAAGUUUAAAUAUCAACCCCUAUUGACUAAAUGAAGUUUGUACCAGACUGCUAUAGGUCUAUCUUUAAUCAGCAACUUAAACCUGUUUACUCUAGAUAGGUUAUCUCUUAGAUAGUUCCCCUUUUCUACUUAACAUCUGUUUCUCUUAUUUACUUUUUACUUGUGUAAAGCAAAAAAAUCAAACACAAUUCUAAUCAAAUUUUUAAUGGACUUGUUUUUCUUUUUAUUUUUAUCCAACCAGAUUUGCUGUCAGGGAUAAUAUCUGCUACUUCAUGCAGGACUAUUGGGGAUAAAUAAUAUAUAACUGACGAUAUCUCUUCUAUAUGCCUUUCUAGAGAUCAUGUUAUAUUUAUCCUAUCGUUUAGUUUGCCUUUUUUCAUUAUUUGGGCUUUCUUAUUACCAUCUCUCUUGUUUAGUGGCAUUUACAAGCUAAGAAAAAAUUUAGACUUCAUAAAACCACGUAUCAGGUUUGGUUUUCUUUAUCAGGAGUAUAGACUAAAGAUAUUUUAUUGGGAAUUUCUAAAAAUAGCAUUAAAAUUAUUAAUCACUAUUGUAAAUAACUUUAUUUCUGAUAAUGAAAUUUUAAAAUCUUCAAUAUCUACCCUGUUCAUACUAAAAUACGUUCUUCUCUCAAUCAGACUAAGACCUUAUUAAUCUCAUAUAUUUAAUAAAUGUGAUCAGUACUCUCAUAUUAUUUUAAUAGUCAUCCUCCAUUUCAAUAUAAUAAUAAAUAUUACGAGCCAAGUUUUUAUCUAAUCAAUAGCAAUUAUUCUAUUUUACUUUUUCCAUUACUCAUUUAUAAUUUAUCUUAUCUUGCAAAUCCUAAAAUCUAAAAUAAAAGCUUUAUUAGUUUACUUUGCCAAGAGAUUUCCAUACUUUGAAAAAUAAUUCUCAUCUUUACUCAAUUUAAUGAAUGCAAAAGUAGUGAAUAAAAUGUAAGUUUACAAGAACUGGAAAAAAGUAUAUGCUUUUGUUUAUUGUAGCAAUUUUAAAAAGAGAAGAGAAGAAAAUAAUUCUAUGCUUGAAUUAACUCAUAAAUAAGAAAAACUUAAAAAUUAAAUAUCUAAAGAAAAGAAAAAAAGUAUCUUCCAUAACGAAUAAAAUACUCCUCGAACAAGCGAUUUCUAAAUUGAUUCGAGUUAAGUAAACAAAAAAGAAGAUGAUGACCAAUCUUAAUCUAACAGUAUAUCUAUAGAAAUCUAAAAAAAUAGUUAGAACAAAGAAUUCCCUAAAGUUCACUCUAUAAAAUCUAUAUAAAAAGAUCAAAUUCUAAGAUCUAGUAUGGAAUUUGCUUAUAUUACAAAUAGAGAUCUCAUACUUUCAAGCCGUGAGUUAAAAUCAGUAGUUAAUAGUCCUAUUAAUUAGGAUUAUAACUUUUAAGAAAAGCUUGUAAAAACUUUAAAGUUAAAAAACAAUAAAAUUUGA
This is a messenger RNA of Tetrahymena thermophila SB210, 8994 nucleotides long. RefSeq names its product WD domain, G-beta repeat protein. Lineage: Eukaryota; Ciliophora; Oligohymenophorea; Hymenostomatida; Tetrahymenidae. The transcript has 12 exons. Gene Ontology annotation, molecular function: protein binding. The record is from RefSeq and is a predicted model, not a curated record.